GCGGUGUCCUCAAUUACGAUAAGGGAAAGUGGAAUGGUGAGAAGGAACUGUCGAUCGAAUCUCAUCUGAAUUCCCCGCCGACCGUUUUGCUCAAGGGUAUUAGGCGGCUUCGAGUGGAUCAUCGAUUCCGCAAAGAUACCAUGCGAUCAAAUAUUCAAGCGGCUACUCAAAGGGAUGUCUGACUCGGAAGAUCCGUCAUAUCCGGGUCGUGAUCUUGACCAGGUCUUCAAGGCAGAUUACCAGCAUGUAGAAGGUCGCGACUGCACGAAAUGCGAUCUUGAUCAGACUGUAUAUCGGCUUCCGCGAGCCUCCGAUGAUCCAGUUGUCCACUAUGGUUUAAUUGCAUCUGGGAAUAUGGCCAUAGAGUCUGCGCAGCUCCGGGAUCACCUUUGCCAUUCCUGGGGUGCCUUGUGCUUUGAGAUGGAGGCUGCGGGCUUGAUGGACUACUUUCCUUGUCUUGUCAUUCGGGGUAUAUGUGACUACUCUGAUACACAUAAGACGAAGGUCUGGCAGCCAUAUGCAGCUGUUACUGCUGCUGCGUAUGCGAAGGAUCUUCUGCGGGUUAUUGGCCCCAGGCAAGUGGCAAAGACAGAGGUUGCUACUAGUAUACUGCAAGAUGUUAUCACUAAAUUAGAUCAUGUGGACGGUGACGUCCGGCAGAUACGAAAGACUGUUGACGAUGCAUACAAGGCGCGGGUUAUGGAUUGGAUCUGUCCGAUGGAUUAUAGCAGCCAACAGAGUGAUUUCUUUGCCCAACAUGAGGAAGGCACCGGUAAUUGGCUUCUCACCUCUGAAUCCUUCCAGAAAUGGCUUCAUGGAUCGAACCAAAUAUUACUUGGUGAAGUUAUACCGGGCACAGGGAAGACUAUUCUAACAUCUAUUGUCAUCAAUUACCUCCAAACAUACUUUGACCAAAAUAAUGAUGUUGGCAUUGCUUAUAUAUUCUGCAACUUCAGGCAGCAGCAUGAACAAACACUCAACGGUCUUUUAGCGUGUGUGCUCAAACAGCUUUGCCAGCAGCAAGCUGAGAUACCUGAGUGUGUGGAUGGACCUUACAAAGGGCGUCGGAAAGGGCAUACUUUACCUACACAGGAGGAGAUUUUAAAUAUGUAUCUGCUGUUGUUAUGAGCUACCAAAAAGUACUCAUCGUUGUGGAUGCAGUUGAUGAAAUCAGGACGUCUGAUGGUACCUGUCGGGACUUUCUAUCCACAAUUUUCUAUCUACAACAGUCCACAGA
Aspergillus wentii DTO 134E9 is the source of this 1237-nucleotide messenger RNA. RefSeq lists its product as uncharacterized. Gene Ontology annotation, molecular function: catalytic activity. Gene Ontology annotation, biological process: nucleoside metabolic process. Lineage: Eukaryota; Fungi; Ascomycota; Eurotiomycetes; Eurotiales; Aspergillaceae. The record is from RefSeq and is a predicted model, not a curated record. The transcript has 2 exons. The coding region runs from base 175 to 1128 and encodes 317 amino acids.